Messenger RNA from Chroicocephalus ridibundus (black-headed gull), 899 nucleotides. It is a transcript of the gene CZIB, whose product is annotated as CXXC motif containing zinc binding protein. The transcript has 8 exons. The coding region runs from base 252 to 734 and encodes 160 amino acids. Gene Ontology annotation, molecular function: zinc ion binding. The record is from RefSeq and is a predicted model, not a curated record. NCBI's taxonomy places the organism in Eukaryota, Metazoa, Chordata, Aves, Charadriiformes, Laridae.
GCCAUCUUGGCUGAGGGCAGCUCGGGCUUCCCGGCGGCUUCAGCGCGGCAGAGAGCAGCGGGAGGCGGCGGCCAGCUUGGCUGAGGGCACCAGUGCAGCGCGGUGGAGGGUGUGUGGGGGGAAAAAUAACCAACCAAACCCAGCGCUAAAACCACGCAGCAGCGGGCUGAACCCGCCAGGGCUGACGGGGGCGGCCAGGACAGCCCCGACAGCGCGGCGGCGCCGUGAGGUGCCGGGCACCCUGCGAGGCCAUGGGGAGGAUCGGGCUGCAGCUGCGCGCCACGCUGGAGAACAUCACGGGGCUGCGGGCCGCGGGCGAGGACUUCCGAUGGUACCUCAAGCUGAAAUGUGGGAACUGUGGUGAAGUUUCUGAGAAAUGGCAGUAUCUGCGCUUGAUGGACAGUGCUCCCCUGAAAGGAGGCAGAGGAAGCGCCACUAUGGUGCAGAAAUGCAAGCUGUGCUCCAGGGAGAACUCCAUUGAUAUUUUAAGCCAGACAAUCAAACCUUACAACGCUGAAGACAGCGAGAAGUUCAAAACGAUAGUGGAGUUUGAAUGCCGAGGUCUGGAACCAGUUGACUUUCAACCACAGGCAGGGUUUGUUGCUGAAGGUGCAGAAUCUGGCACACCUUUCAAUGACAUAAACUUGUUAGAAAAGGAUUGGAAUGACUAUGAUGAAAAAACAAAGGAAUCUGUUGGAAUCUAUGAAGUUACCCACAAAUUUGUAAAAUGCUGAAGUUCAUACCCCUAAUAAAUCUUGACAUGCUUACUGAUGAAGGAGCUGUAACCAUCAGAGACUCAGUUUCCUGGGAGUUACUUUUCACAUGGCUGUACUGCAGAAAUGGAAACCUAAAUUGUACUCACUUUCUCCAGGAUGUCCUAAUAAAAUAUUUUCCACAGA